Messenger RNA from Oreochromis niloticus (Nile tilapia), 2974 nucleotides. RefSeq names its product SIL1 nucleotide exchange factor (gene sil1). The transcript is spliced from 12 exons. The record is from RefSeq and is a predicted model, not a curated record. NCBI's taxonomy places the organism in Eukaryota, Metazoa, Chordata, Actinopteri, Cichliformes, Cichlidae. Gene Ontology annotation, cellular component: endoplasmic reticulum. Bases 25 to 1548 code for a protein of 507 amino acids. Gene Ontology annotation, molecular function: adenyl-nucleotide exchange factor activity.
AGAAGAGAAGCUGUACGUGGACCAAUGAGAGUCGAUGGAAAAGCAGCAGAAGCUUUCGGAUGUCUGCGGGAACUGUCAGUGCCGGGCUCAGGACAGGUGAAGGCAGCAAUAGCAUCGCUUCUUUUUCACUGCUGCUUUAAUGUCGCUGGGACUGUCACCAUGAAGCUGAUACCCUUUCAUACUGGGGGAGUCUCCUUCAUCCUGGCCGUCCUCUUGGUUCUGCAUUACUGUCACAUAGCCAGCAUUCUUGGCCACAAGUCUGGAGGUGAUUUAAUUGUGGUGGAAAACACAGAACAUGAGGCUGUAAAUGGUGAACAGGAAGAGGUGGCAGUAGAUGAUGUGGAAGAUGAUGAAGGAGAUUUAGACGUUGUCCAGCCCAGUGAGCAGUGGCAGACACUUAAACCAGGUCAGGCAGUGCCACAAGGUUCUCAUGUGAGGCUGAAUCUGCAAACGGGUGAGAGGGAGGUCAGGCUGGGAGAAGAGCAGCUGAAAUACUGGACAGAGGAGCACAGGGAGGAAGAAGAGCUCCGGUCUUCUUUUAAUCCCGAUGAGCUGAAACGAGCCAUGAAGAAGAUAAAAGAGGACUGGAAGCUUGCAAGCAAGGACACAGAGCAGAAGGACUCUGUGGCUUCUAAGUUUCGCACAAUGGAGGAGUUGAAGAAAGACAUGGCUCAGCUGGACCUGCUGCUGGAGACGGAUGUUCAGAUAAUGAAGCGUCUGCUGGAGCAGUUCAACAGCAGCAACUCAACUACCGAACAAAGACUGAGCAUCCUGACGGAGCUCGAAUAUCUGGUGCAUCAGGUGGAUAAUGCUCAGACUCUGUGCUCCAUGGGGGGCCUCCAGUUCAUUUUAGAAGGUCUGAACAGCUCUGACUUCAGAUUACAGGAAAGCUCUGCCUUUGUCCUGGGCUCUGCAUUAGCCAGUAAUCCAGCAGUUCAAGUUGAAGCCGUGGAGAAUGGCGCCCUGCAGACAUUGUUAACCACGCUGGCCACUGCUCAGCAACUCAGAGUCAAAAAAAAGGUUCUGUUUGCAGUGGCUUCCCUCUUGCGUCACUUCCCCUAUGCACAGCGUCACUUCCUGACACACGGGGGUCUGCAGGUCCUGUCAGAGCUGUUCAGGACUGACGACAGUGGAGUUCUGCGUACACGCAUCGUCACCAUGUUAUACGAUAUGAUUACUGAAAAGGAGCUGAUCUUCCAGGGAGGUCUGGACCCAGUACUGGAUGCGUCUCAUGAUGAGCGGCGGCGGCAGUACUCUAAAGUGUCUUUGCAGGAGGAGCUGUUGGAAAAGGGCUGGUGCACUCUGGUCCCACAGCUCCUGGAGUCUUCAGAGAAUGACUACAGAGAGAAGGCUCUCCAGGCUUUGUUGGCAAUGGCUCCAGUGUGUUUGGAUCAGUACCGCUCAGACGGCUCUCUGCAGGCUUCUCUUCACUCUCUGAAGCAAGAGUACCAGGAAAUGAUCCAGUCAGAAAUAAUUCUAGGAGAGGAGAACAGCUACUUUGAGGAGAUUGUAGAACUCAUAGAUGCACUGCAAGUCAAAAUGAAAUGAUCAGAGGACAGCACUUUGACAUUUCAUAUGAACACAGCAUACAUCGAUGAGCUGGUACAUUUACUCUGUUGGGGUGAGACAGUCAAUCGCAGAGCAGUGGACAAAGAGCACCACAAGGAACACAAUUUUGGGGACAUAACGAGUGAACUGGCCCUGAGGAAGACAGCUGUGCGAUUAGUCAGCAUGAACACAACCAACAAAUACUUCUUGUGUGGCCUAAAAAUGUUCUCCACACUUCUGAAGCUUUGUAUGGCCUCUCUGAGAAUUUACCAUCAAUAACGUUGCUUUUCUUCUAAUCACUGUGGUGAGUGGGUAGGGUGGUGUACACACACCGCUAAUCCCAAAGAACAGUGAUCCCUGUUGCUGUAUGGAGUCUCUUCUGGUUGCAGUCACAAGUGAAUGUGUCACAGAAGGAAUCGAUUCACAGUGACGGUGGCACAGUGAUGGCCAUGUAGUCCCGCUGCAUGUUUGAUAGGAAGCAAGAGCUGGGUCAUGUGCUUUGAAGCAACUUCACUAUGCCAGGAUGUAACUGGCUUCACUUACUCUAACAUUAGACAUCAGGUUAGGUUAAGUGUGCGUAUUAUGGGCGUUAUUAAGUCAGAGUUUCAUGCAGAAAGCAGCGUUUAGCAACGUCUGACUGAUCAUGAACGUGGAUAUGUUUACUGGCAGCAGAGCGACGUAUUUUAUGAAGACCGUCAAGCAACGCUGCAGCCACAGCCGUAGUAUCUGAAUGUGGAGUGCUAUACAUUACAGUAUUAAACAACACUGUAUGAUUGCAUGUAUUUUCAAACAGAGACUUUGUGACUACAUGGGAAUGUAAAAACUGUUUGAUAUUUAAUUUUAAAGUCAUGCCACUCUGUACAGUGGACAGUGUGAAUGAUACUGUAACAUGAACGAGUGUUGUUGGUGACACACAGACAGAUGGACAGGUGUAGCAGUCCACUUCCAGCUCCUCUCUCCUCUAGGUCCCGACCUGGCCCCACUGCACCACCCCUUCCCUGCAGCAGAGCCACAGACCACACCCCACCACAAUUACUGUUUAUGUAACUUAGGCAACCUGACUUUCCAAUAGUCACAUCCAAUGGAAACACAUUUUUCAUCAGUUUUAAAAUAAAAAAAACAGGAUUGUAUUUGAAAUUUUAUUUUCUAAGACUAAUAUGUUCUACUCUAUAGGUUACAGGAAAUGUAAGCAUUAUAGUCUGGCAACACAAGUUAUUGCCACUAACAAGAAUGUGCUGCAAGUUGCAGUAGAAUUUGGAUAGAUUUAGCUCUUUGGGGCGUGGUGGAUUUUGUAGUAAUAUUUUCACUCUGGACUGAUAACUUCAAAAUAUUCAUGUGUUUAUUUAUUUGAAAAAGAUGGUGUUCUGUUGAUGUGUGUUCAAGAAAGUAACUUAUGGCCCCAAAAUAAAAAAUGAGUGUUUCCAGA